AUCACUUUCAAGAUCACUUUCAAGGUCUUCAUUGUUAUUGAAUGCUCAUUCCUUCCUCGCCAAUCCAAGUCGCUCCAACCCAACGCCUACCCGCUCUACAACAACAAGGCAAAACAUAACAAAAUGUACACCCACACAACGCUUACCCUCCCCUCCGGUCCCAUCGCCCACAACUGGAAACCCUCGGGCCCCUCGUCGCCACGCGCGAUCCUCAUACUGCAGCACGGCUUCGGCGAAUAUGCACAACGCUAUGCGACCUCACAUUCUAAAUUCAUCCCGCGACUUACUGAUCGGGGGAUCGAGGUCUGGGCGCUCGAUCUACAGGGUCAUGGGCAAUCUCCUGGUGUUCGCGGGGUUGUGGAUCUUCAAGCGGCUGUGAGAGAUCAUGUGUGGCUGGUUGGGUUUGCUGCUGGUGGUGGUGCUAUAUCCACGGGCGUUACGGCGGCGACGGCGUCAGUAGGCUCGACCUCCGAUAAUGCCAGAAUCAACCCCGCAACUCCACCAAUACUCCUCUUCGGCCACUCCCUUGGCGGCCUUGUUACAGCCGGGAGCGCUACAACCCUCCUCACAGCCUCGCAUAAAUCCAACAACCCGAAUCCCACCCCAACGCCACGCAUAACGGGCCUCCUCCUGACAAGCCCCGUCCUCCCCUUUCCCAGCCAAAACCAGACGCAAAGCCUCAUAUCCCACUUCGCAUCUCUGCUCCUUCGCAUUAUCGCAUUCUUCUUCCCGCACCGCGAAGUCCCCUCCUUACCAGGCUCAACCCCGCCACCACAUGAUACACUCCGCGGCGAUCAUGAGGCUGUGCGACUUGCGGAGGAAGAUCAGAUGCUUUUCCGCGGUGGGAUCUCGUGGGUUGUUGCGGCGAGUGCGGUUGGGGUUGUUAGGGGAGUUUGGGGUGGUAUUAGGGAGGGGUUGUGGGGGCAGAAUGGAGGGGAUGGGGAUGGGGAUGGGAGCGACACUGGGAUGAACGUGCUUGUCCUGCAUGGACGCUGGGAUCCGUGGAGCGACUGGCGUGGGAGCUUGUCCUUUGUCGAGGGAAUCCAGCGAUUUCGAACUCAAGCCGCGUGCGCCAAGGGCGCGGGAAUCGGAAAACAGGACGAAAGCGAGAGCGAAGUCUCCGGAACCAAGCUCGUUAUUCUCGAUACCCCAUACCACGAGCUACUAAGCGCCGGAGGAAGCACAGGCGAGGAGGUUCUUAGGGUUAUGCUGGAGUGGAUCGAGGCUCGGAUCGCCCAAUGCCGGCGCUAG
Aspergillus calidoustus is the source of this 1251-nucleotide messenger RNA. Lineage: Eukaryota; Fungi; Ascomycota; Eurotiomycetes; Eurotiales; Aspergillaceae. The record is from the annotation of a GenBank genome assembly.